Messenger RNA from Coturnix japonica (Japanese quail), 2445 nucleotides. It is a transcript of the gene KCNV2, whose product is annotated as potassium voltage-gated channel modifier subfamily V member 2. NCBI's taxonomy places the organism in Eukaryota, Metazoa, Chordata, Aves, Galliformes, Phasianidae. Gene Ontology annotation, biological process: potassium ion transmembrane transport; action potential; protein homooligomerization. The record is from RefSeq and is a predicted model, not a curated record. Gene Ontology annotation, cellular component: membrane; voltage-gated potassium channel complex. Gene Ontology annotation, molecular function: voltage-gated potassium channel activity.
GUCACAGCCUGUGGGAGAUGAGGCUGAAACAGGAUAAUAGCCCUUAAAUCCCCUUCUCUAAGCACUCAAAUCUUCCCUGUCAGCAAGAUUAAAGCGGUCAACAGCAGUCUUCAUGUGUCUAUAUCCCACACUCAGCUCUCAUAGCAACUGGAGUGGCAACUGGCAAGAGGAAAAAUGCAGAACUGCUGCUGUGAUUGAUACCAGCAAAGAGAAAAGAAAGUGGUACUCUCCAUCCUAUUAGAGCCAGAAAGGACUGAUGCUAAUUUCUCAACCAGGUGAAUGAAAACAAGGGAGAAAAGCAAGGAGAAAUAGUUAUGUUGCAGUUUAAUAUGAGGAGACAAUUUCCUUUCCUUAAACAUAAAGGAAGAGAAAGAGAAGUAUCAAGUGUCCUCACACAGCCCAACAUGGGGAAGGAUAAUGAAGGUGUAUGUUUAAACAAGCAGAGUGAUUUUUCUGGUACUGCUUCACUGAGCUCUCAACCCCUGUUGCUCCUUGGACCGGAGGGAAACUACAACUAUUACGUGGAUGAUGAAGAUGAGGAAGAAGAGGAAGAAAAAGACCAAGGAAAAUGGUCAACAGGGGACCCAUUUGAAGGAGAAAACAAGCUCUCAUCAUCCAUUCCUUUCUCUCCAGCCUUUUCACCUGGGGCCCCACCCAGACCUUCCACUUCAUCCGUGCUGAACAUUAACGUUGGCGGCCAAAGCUACCGUCUCACUUACCAGGCAGUGGCCACCUAUCCCAAGACCCGUCUGGGCCGCCUGGCCACUUCCACUGACCGUCGCUGCCAGCUGGGCCUUUGUGAUGACUAUGCUGCCCAGGUGGAUGAGUAUUUCUUUGACCGUGACCCAGCUGUCUUUCAGCUGGUAUACAACUUCUAUGCCUCAGGAGUUCUCCGUGUGCGGGAUGAGCUGUGCCCACGCAGCUUCUUGGAGGAGCUGAGCUAUUGGGGUGUGCGGCUAAAAUACACACCCCGCUGCUGCCGCAUCUGCUUUGAGGAGCGUCGUGAUGAGCUGAGUGAGCAGCUGAAGGUCCAGCGCGAGCUGCGCUCCCAGGCAGAAGCUCAGGAGAAUGAGCAGCUCUUCCACCACAUGCGCUACUAUGGGCCCCAGCGCUGGCGCCUCUGGAACCUCAUGGAGAAGCCCUUCUCCUCUGUCACUGCCAAGGUGAUGGCAGUGGCCUCCAGCUUCUUUGUGCUCAUCUCUGUGGUGGCUCUGGCACUCAAUACAGUGGAGGAGAUGCAGCAGGUAGACAGAAAGAGUGGAGAGAGCCGUCCUGUCCUGGAGCACAUUGAGACCCUUUGCAUCGUGUUCUUCACACUGGAGUACUUGCUGCGCUUGGUCUCCACCCCAGACCUGCGUCGUUUUGCCAGCAGCGCCCUCAAUGCUGUAGACCUCAUUGCUAUCCUGCCCCUCUACCUACAGCUGCUGCUCGAAUGCUUCACUGAUGACGACCAACCCCGAGGUCGGGGCUCUCAGCAUGAGUACGAUAUUGAGAAGGUGGGACGGGUGGGAAAAGUGGGACAAGUGCUUCGCAUCAUGCGUCUCAUGCGCAUCUUCCGCAUUCUCAAGCUGGCCCGCCACUCCACAGGGCUGCGUGCCUUUGGCUUUACCUUGCGCCAGUGCUACCAGCAGGUGGGCUGCCUUUUGCUGUUCAUUGCCAUGGGCAUCUUCGCCUUCUCUGCCAUGGUCUACACUGUGGAGCAUGAUGUCUCAAGUACCAACUUCACCAGCAUCCCCCAUGCUUGGUGGUGGGCUGCCGUCAGCAUCUCUACUGUGGGAUAUGGAGACAUGUGUCCAGAAACUCACCUUGGCCGCCUGUUUGCAUUCCUGUGCAUUGCUUUUGGGAUAAUCCUGAACGGCAUGCCCAUCUCCAUCCUCUACAACAAGUUCUCAGACUAUUACAGCAAGCUGAAAGCCUAUGAGUACACUGCUCUCAAGAAAGAGAGGGGGAAGGUGGACUUCACGAGGAGAGCCAUGAAGAAAAUCUCUGAAUGCUGUGGAGAAGGUGGAGCUCGCUCCAUGCCGCAACAGCGAUAGGAGCCGCCUUUGGAUAAGAGGCUGAAAAAGGGAAGGUGGAGGAAAAGAAAUGAAUCAGCAAAGCGAACUAGAGACAAACUGAAAAGGCUGGAAGUAACAAAAAAGUAGGCAGUGAAAUAUGUCUGCAAAGAAGCUUUUUUAAAAGGCUCAGAUUCCAACAACAUAUAUAUGUAUAUUUUUUAUUGGUGAUAUUAAGUUCAUGAUCUCAUGUACUCAUGAGAUAUCUAAAUGAUGUUCUUCAGAUAUACUGCCCAGAAAAUCUGAAUUAGACCCACAAGAAGAUGAGACCCCUGUGACUGGCCAGACCCUUGAUGAAAACAAACCAGACUGAAGAGAAACAAACAAAAAAAUACUGUAAUUAAGGGCUGGCCACUUCACUGCUGCCAGGGCAGCCUUAAAAAUUAAACUU